AUGUCCUGCCUAUCGAAAUUGAAACAGCGUGAAGAUUCCGACAGCGACUACGGAUCCGACUUCACACCCGACGAAGAAGAUAUUCUGAAUCAAUUGCUCACCAAAGCCGUCGCGGAGCACGCGCCCGCCGAAUCCGACGCCACCCCAACCUCAUCCUUCGCUACACCCAGGCUCACACCUGGCCCCACGAUCGCGACGACCCAGAGUAAUUAUAUUGCUACAACCAGAUUUGGAUCUCCCCAACCUGCGGUUGUUGCGACGUCAGUCACGGACAUUGAGGAUGCCAUUGUGCAAUCCCCAGGUGGCCGGCUGCCUAAGGUACUGGGUAGGGAGAAGCCUGGUUCACCGUGGAGGUCGAGUCAGCGACCAUGGGAGGACACAAAGCCGCGCAGUGGAAUGGCGCAAAUGGCAAACCAGGGCGCAGACAACAGGGCCACCACGUUUGGCAGAGAACGAGAACGAGAACGCGUUGCGGCACGCGAACAAGAGUGGACGCAGCACGAGCAGGUAGCACCGACGUUGGAUACUCGGUCCCCAGUCGAGCGCUUUCGAAAACCCCCCAAUAAGGCUUUCUCAGUCACUGAUUUGGUUUCGCCUGCCUGGUGUGAGCUACAAUACUGGUAUACAUUGACGAAGCAUGGGAGGAAAAGGAGAACUGCGGCCAUGAAGAAGGGGAGCUCGGUGCACAAGACGCUCGAGGAUGAGGUUUAUACUACCGUCCCUGUGGACAUUACUACGAAGGAGGAUGCAUGGGCUCUACGCAUAUGGAAUGUGAUACAAGGGCUGCGAAUUCUGCGCCAGUAUGGCAUCACACGUGAGCUUGAGGUUUGGGGCGUGGUUGAUGGGGAGCUGGUCAAUGGAGUCAUUGAUCAGUUAUCCUACGAAUGCCCCGACUCGGAGCUUGAAGCUACAGCUGCUAGCUUCUACGAGGAUGCAGAGAGGUCAAGAGCUGCUUUACCAGAGUAUCAAAUGUCCUUGUCGGAUUUUUUGUUAUCUUCCUCCCAGGGCGGAAGGAGACUGGCGGAUUUAGGCCAGACCGAAAAUGUCGAUGCCGAACAGGUACCCUCUGCCCAAACAAUCUCACCAGCUGUUUAUGAUCUCCCUCGGAUAUAUAUGACUGAUGUGAAGACGAGAGCAAGUCGCUCAAUCCCUACCGUCAAGAGCACAUCCUUCCGACCCACCUCUCUCCAGCUGCAGCUUUAUUACCACAUGCUUAAUCGCAUGCUAACGAGUGACGAAGUGACUAUGGAGUUACUUGCCGCGCGGUACAAACUUGACCCCGAACGUCCAUUCUCAGAUGCCUUCGUAUCCGAAGUUGGAGGCCUGAAUGAUGAAUUCUUCGAUACACUCUCCUUCCAAGAGUUCGAUCUUGGGGAGUCCCCCACACCUGAAGAUGCACGAAGAAUCUCUCAUGACUCUGGCUCUGUAGUUUCAUCCAGCCCGGUACCACCAGCCAGCCAAAACUCAACCAGCAUUCUUUUGGCCCACGGCAAUCUUUUCAAACUAUGGAGCUACAUGAAAGACCAGCUUCGUUUCACUUUUAUGCCAUCCAUCUCAGAAGCAGAGCCUGUUGCACCGUCCAUUCCAUCACACACCCAGCCAGCUACCCUUGAGGAAUAUUCAACUCUCCUAUCUCCUGUGCUGACCGCACGGUUCCUCUCCUCAGCCCAGACGGAAGAUUUGCAGCCCAAACAUCUAGGAAGCAGAUCCUUCCUCUUCGAUCCUCAAAAUAUGACAUCUUACAUCACAGAUCAAAUGGAGUGGUGGCGAGGCCAGCGCGAUCCCAUUGGAGUCAACAUCGCAGAUGCAUGGAAGUGCCGGAUUUGCGAAUUUCGCGACGAUUGUACCUGGCGCGAAGAACGGGAAUGGGCUCUAGACCGACGAAAUCACGGCCGCCAAAGAACAGCACCACCAGCCGGGAUAUAG
This is a messenger RNA of Penicillium verhagenii, 1926 nucleotides long. RefSeq names its product exonuclease V. The transcript is spliced from 2 exons. Lineage: Eukaryota; Fungi; Ascomycota; Eurotiomycetes; Eurotiales; Aspergillaceae. The record is from RefSeq and is a predicted model, not a curated record. Gene Ontology annotation, biological process: interstrand cross-link repair. The coding region runs from base 1 to 1926 and encodes 641 amino acids. Gene Ontology annotation, cellular component: mitochondrion; nucleus. Gene Ontology annotation, molecular function: single-stranded DNA 5'-3' DNA exonuclease activity.